UUACCCCCGGAUUCAAGCAGAGCAAGGGAACAAACGGCAAAGAGCAGAGCCCCAACCAUCUUGGAAUCGAUUGCUUCUCUCUCAGUCGAGAUCGUCAGUCGAGGGGAAUCUUGGCCAACAUGGAGCUUAAACCCACAACCCUGAGAUGAAGAGUCUGAUGCUCUACCAACAGGAUUUUCCCUGUGCAGUGGAGUCUCUGUGCAAGAGAGGCUGGCUGAUAUAAGGACCCAUCUGGAACUCAAUUCCCAAAACAAGUCCGGACGCUCAAGGCCUCGCGGUGCUUUGCUGUGGCUGAAAGGCAGCAGCAGGCAAGGCUAACGAGAACCUGUCAGAAUCCGUGAAUGAAAGUGAGACGGCCCUGGUUCUUCUCUGCACCAGCCGUAGGUUUUGGGAUCAAGCCCAAGCACCAUGGGCAGGUUGGUGCUUCUAGGCCUUGCCGCUCUGCUCCUGCUGCGGAAGAGCACGCCCAGCCCCUUAGAGAGAUGUUUUGAGGAUCCAGAAUAUGAGGGGCUGCUGGAUAUUGCUAAGGAUGGGCUGGGCAAAACUGAAGAACCGAGACGGAUUGCGAUUGUGGGAGCCGGAGUUGCUGGACUUACAGCUGGGAAAGUGCUGCUGGACGCUGGACACAAGGUGACAAUUCUAGAAGCCAGCAGCUGCGUGGGAGGCAGGAUGGAGACUUACCGUGAUCCCGAGGGGGGCUGGUAUGUAGAUUUGGGCCCGAGGCGCCUGCCUUUCAGCCACAGAAUUGUCCGGGAAUAUGUUGCAAAAUAUGGCCUGAAAUUAAACCAUUAUUCAGACGGCAAUGGCAACGCCUGGUACCUGGUGAACAAUAUCCGAGCCAGAGUCAAAGAGGUGGAGAAGGAUCCAGACAUUCUGGGAUACCCUGUAGAUCCCUCCGAACGUGGGAGGUCUGCUGUGGAGCUGUAUUACGAAGCGUUGAAACCGUUAGAAGAGGACUUGGUGAGAUCAAACUGCAGCCAUGUGCUUGAAAAAUACGAUGCCUAUUCUCUCAAGGCCUAUCUGAUUGAAAAGGGAAAUCUAAGCUACGCAGCCAUCCGAAUGAUUGGAGACCUGAUGAACCUGAGCGCGGAGUUUUCCCGCAGUUUCAUUGAAUUCCUCCGAGAAGUUUUCCUGUUUACCCGUGAAAAGAGCCUUUUCUUGACCUCCAGGUACGAUGAAAUUGCUGGCGGGUUCGAUAUGCUGCCCAGGGCUAUUCACCAGUCGCUCCCAGCUGGCACCGUGAUGCUCAACAGUACCGUGACAGAGAUUCUCAGAGAAGGGGACACGGUUUUGGUGCUCUACCAUCCUUCCAGCUCCCUGGCCUCGCCGGGCACCAUCCUGGCUGACUACGUCAUCGUCACGUCCACGGCAGAGGCCACACGCCUCAUCCGCUUCCACCCUCCCCUCUCGCCUGCCAAGACCCAGGCGCUCCGUUCUCUGCGCUCCACAGGAGCCACCAAAGUGGCCUUGGCCUGUGCUAAGAAGUUCUGGGAGGAAGAAGGAGAAGAGAUCUACGGUGGAACCUCCAUCAGUGACCUGCCCUCCAGGAUCACCACUUACCCCAACCACAACUUCUCCAGCGGCCUGGGGGUCAUCCUGGGCUCCCAGACUUACGGGGACGACUCGGAGUUUUUCGCCCCCCUCAGCCCCCAACAGGCUGUCGACGUGGUUCUGAGGGACUUGUCCACUAUCCACCGGCGCCCCCUGAAAGAACUGAGGCGUCUUUGCAGCCGGUGGGUGGUCAAAAAAUGGAACCUGGACCCCCACGCCAUGGGGGCCUUCACCCUCUUCAGGCCUUACCAGCUGAGCGAACACAUGGAGGCCCUCGCCCGGAAGGAGGGGAGGGUCUAUUUUGCCGGAGAGCACACGGCUUUGCCACAUGGUUGGAUUGACACGGCGAUGAAAUCAGCCCUGAGGGCAGCCAGGGAUGUCCACCGGCACGCAGGGGCACAGGGCUGUGGUCACCAGACAGGCAUUUUUGAUGAUCAAGGAGAUGGCUCGGAGGUUUGUAAACCUCCUUGAUCCGUUGUAAGGCUAUGCCGCCUUUAAAAAUUCAGGAGCAGUGAGUAAAUAAAGGUGACUCAUCUGAA
This is a messenger RNA of Podarcis muralis (Common wall lizard), 2090 nucleotides long. The record is from RefSeq and is a predicted model, not a curated record. Lineage: Eukaryota; Metazoa; Chordata; Lepidosauria; Squamata; Lacertidae.